Pteronotus mesoamericanus is the source of this 1704-nucleotide messenger RNA. RefSeq names its product myotubularin-related protein 9-like. Gene Ontology annotation, cellular component: cytoplasm; membrane. The record is from RefSeq and is a predicted model, not a curated record. Gene Ontology annotation, molecular function: phosphatidylinositol-3-phosphate phosphatase activity. Lineage: Eukaryota; Metazoa; Chordata; Mammalia; Chiroptera; Mormoopidae. Gene Ontology annotation, biological process: phosphatidylinositol dephosphorylation; negative regulation of autophagy.
AUGGUUUUGUCUCCGAGCCCGCGCGCCCUACCCCGCCGGACGGUCCCUGAGUCUGCCCUUUUGCUGGGCCGCAGGCCCACCGCUGGCGGAACAGAGUUCUCGGAGCUGAUCCGCACUAAACGGGCCCAAGCUGAGCUCUUGCGGGGCCCAGAGGCGCCCCCACUGCGCGACACGCUUUGCGUCACCGGCCACCACCCGCUGCUCUCUCCAGAGCCCCAGGCGACUCCAGACCUGUGGUGGCUGCUGCUGUUGCGUAGCGUCGACUAUUUCGAGAAACGGGUCGCGGGUGACUCUGGUGCCAUCACACUACGCUGUAAGGACCUGCACGAGCUACACCUGGACAUAGAGGGUGCGAAAGGGACGCUGGACACAGCCCGCCCCAUCGAGGCGCUGUCCUCCCUGGAAUCGGUCAUCACCUCCGAUCCCUUCUUCUACCGUCCCAAGGGCUUGAGAUUGGGCGACGCCUGGCACCUCCACCCUCCCGAAUGCUACUACAAGAGAGUAGUUCUCGGGACCAACGCGUGGCGGCUGAGUCAGGUGAACGAGGACUUCAGCUUGUGCCCUAGUUACCCCGGCGUGGUGAUCGUGCCUCGUGCAGUGGACGAGGCCGCCCUGGCACGCAGCGCCCGCUUCCGCCAGGGAGGCCGCUUCCCUGGGCUCAGCUACCACCAAGCUCCCCGCGGAACCGCACUGCUACGUCCUAGCCAGCCUCUGAUGGGGCCGCAGAAGCGGCGCUGCGCUGAGGAUGAGGAACUGCUGUGAGCUGUGCAGGCGGGGGCUCGCCCUGGGACCCCGGGCUUCAUCGUGGAUACUCGCUCGGCCCAGACCGCCAAACAGGCCUCCUUGACCGGCGGCGGCACGGAAUCCAGGGCCGCCUACCCUGGCUGGAAACAGCAGCACCGGCCCCUGGAGAGGUAACGGGGGGGGUGGCCCCUGCAGGAAAGCUUUGUGUGCUUGGGAGAGGCCUGUGGGGACCUGGAGCAGAGCAUGGACCGCGGGCUUAGUCGACUCGCAGGCUGCUGCUGGCUGGGUGGACAUGUCAAGGAGGCACUGAGCACUGCCUGCCUAGCAGCCCAGGGAAUGGUAAGGGAAGGGGCCUGCAUUCUGGUACAUGGAGAUGAAGGCAGGGCGCUGUCUUCCAAACUCAUCCUGGACCUGAGCAGAACCGUGGCUGGAUUCCGGGAACUGGUGGAGCAGGAGGGGAUCCAGGCCGGCCACCCCUUCCAGCUGUGCUGUGCCCACUUGGACUUCUCCCACGCCUGCCCUAAGCACGAGGCACCCACCCUUCUCUUCCGGGACUGUGUGUGGCAGCUGAACCACCAAUUCCCGCUGUCGCUGGAGUUUGGGGAGGGGCUGCUGUUGGCACUGUUUGAGCACUUCUGUGCCUCCCCUUGUGGCACCUUCCUCUGCAAAGUGAAAAGGUCCACAUGCCUGUGUGAAGAAAGAACUGAAACGCACUCCUUGUGGUCUGAGUUCAACCAGUCAAAAGAGCAGCAAAAACUCAGGAACCUGCUCUGUCCUCAGUCCUUGGCUAUCUGGCCCUCUGUGGGCCCCAGAGCCUGCCACUGUGGCAAGGCCUGUUUUUUGCACUGGACCCGUCCACCUGAGCGUUCAAAGGUAGUACGGGAGGUGUCGCAAAUAGUGACAGAAAAGAAGACAGAAGACUCUUAGCCAACGGUUUCAGCUUCUGAGCCCCAGUCCUAA